Messenger RNA from Metarhizium brunneum ARSEF 3297, 891 nucleotides. It is a transcript of the gene eif3g, whose product is annotated as Eukaryotic translation initiation factor 3 subunit G. Gene Ontology annotation, cellular component: cytoplasm; eukaryotic translation initiation factor 3 complex. Lineage: Eukaryota; Fungi; Ascomycota; Sordariomycetes; Hypocreales; Clavicipitaceae. Gene Ontology annotation, molecular function: RNA binding; translation initiation factor activity. The record is from RefSeq and is a predicted model, not a curated record.
AUGGCUACGACGGCACCCCCGAAGGCCAAGCAUGACUGGGCCGACGACGACGAUGUCGAAGAGACCACCGAUCUCCCUCCCCCCCAGACCAUCUCCAACAAGGACGGAACCAAGACCAUCAUCACAUUCCGAUACAAUGACCAGGGCCAGAAAGUAAAGACGACCCGUCGAGUUCGCUAUGUUACGCACAAGGAGACGGUCAACCCCCGCGUCGCCGACAGAAAGAACUGGUCCAAGUUCGGCCUCAGCCAAAAGGACGGCGCUGGCCCUGCACCCGAUACCACAUCGGUCGGCGAGAAUAUCAUCUUCCGACCCAGCAUCAACUGGCGCAAGGAUGCCAAGGACGAGAGCCAGGACCCCAACGCGCAGUCGAUGAAGGACAAGCUCAAGGACAAGAAGGUCAAGUGCCGUAUUUGCAACGGCGAACAUUUCACGGCCAGAUGUCCCUACAAGGAUACCAUGGCGCCCAUCGGAGAGAAUGGCGCUGCAGAUGUUGCUGCCGGCAUGGGCGACGAGCCUGCGCCUUCUGGUGCCGGAGGUGCUGCCAAGAAGGGCUCCUAUGUUCCUCCUGCUCUGCGUGGCGAUCGUGCCGGAGCGGUUGGCGAGCGCAUGGGAGGGUCCAAGUACGGCGAGAGAGACGACCUUGCUACGCUUCGCGUCACCAACGUUUCCGAGAUGGCAGAGGAGUCAGAGUUACGGGAUAUGUUCGAGCGAUUUGGAAGAGUCACCAGAGUGUUCCUUGCUAAGGACAGGGAAACUGGUAUGGCUAAGGGGUUCGCUUUUAUCAGUUUCGCGGACCGUGGAGAUGCCGUCAAGGCAUGCAGCAAGAUGGAUGGAUUUGGUUUCAAGCAUCUUAUUCUCAGAGUCGAGUUUGCUAAGAAGGCUCAGUAG